AUGCAUACCGAUGGAGUCUGGGACCUAAGAUGGCAGACGGCGAAACCCAACUAAUAUAUUUUAAUAGUAAAAAUUGUAUUUAUAAGCUUACCGUUUAUACGUGAAUGGAAAAUACGCUUUAGGAGUAACUUGUAGUUGUACACAAAGAAUAGUACUUUCAAGCAACUUGUGAGUCCAGACCUACACAGCACAACUACACUACACUGUGGUCUGAUAAACUAUUUUCAUGCAAAUGCCAGCCACUCGGUAUCUGUCAUCAGAACGACAGUUCAGCUAUACGUCAGAAGACUUUUGGUGGCCUAGUAUUCAAAAUUCUGAUGGACCAAACAAGGAUGAACUAAGCAAGUUUGAUAACGAACUCAAAGAAACAUGGGAUGCUGCCGCAGAUGCAGGUUAUUUCACUUAUAGACUUGACAGUGUAGAAGGAAGGAUUGCACCUGGAAAAUACUCUCUGUAUAUUCAGUUAAAUGAGCUGCGAUUCACCAAACGGAGAAAGCCAGAUCCAAUGAAUAGGGUAUCAGAACCGUUCAACCCAGCAAAAUUUAAUUUCACUAAAGUACACAGCAAAGAGGUUCUAUUUGAACUCAGUCCAAAGCACAGGACUGAGGCAGACACUGAUCACCAUCUCAUGAUAAUAAAUGUCAGUCCUCUGGAAUAUGGACACUCGCUUUUGGUUCCAAGUAUAAAUUCAUGUCUUCCUCAGAUACUAACCGAGGAAGCACUGUUACUGAGCCUGGAGACAGCUAUGUUAACUAACCACAGGGGAUUCCGUCUGGGUUUCAACAGCCUGUGUGCUUAUUCCUCGGUGAAUCAUUUACAUUUUCACACUUGGUAUAGUGAGAACCCAUCCUACCUUGAAGCAGUGGACGUAAUUCCUGUUUGCGAGGACGUAUUUGAAGUUAGAGACUAUGCCACAACUAUGUUUGUCUUUGAACUGGGACCACAAACCAAUGCUUGUUUACUAGCGAGGAAAAUUCAUCAAGUGUCGUCAUAUUUUGUAUCAAACGAGGUAGCUCACACUUAUCUCAUUCUACGGGGAAACAAAUGUAGCGCGACGAGUCAAAAUGGCGACGCUGUUAACCAGGAGAGUGACCAUUCCGUUAUUAGAGUCUUUCUCUGGCCAAGAAAUCCUGUGUGUGGUUCUCAAGUUAAGAGUUCUUAUGAAUCUGAUGAGCGGCCCAUGGCUGUUUGUGAGUUAUCCGGCUUCGUCGCUGUGGAAACGAGAGAAACUUUCAAUUCAUUUACCGAAGAACAAUUCUGCGAACAUAUGAGAAGAGCUACGUUAUCAGAGGAAGAGUUCACCAGACACAGACAGGCCAUACAAGAAUUACUGAACAAGUAGAAAUGUCCCGUACAUCAAGUUUAAUAUUUCACUACCAUUUUGAAGCAGACCUCAAAAAUAAAACCAAAAAAAGAAAACAAAAAAAUAACAGGCAAACAAACAAAAAGCAAAAAUUACAAGAGAAAAAAAAAGAAAGAAAUUGUGAAACACAUAAGGAGGGGAAACUUCAAUGCAAUAACAAGUCCCUUGGCUCGGAAGAUAAGUCAUGGGUUAACAAUUACAUCUAGCUCUUGAAUUUUUAACUGUUAUAUAUCCCUCUUAACUGUAGAGCUAGCUUGGAUUGUAUUUUAGAUUCUUAGAGCUGAUUUUUAUUUGAUGACCAUAGAAUGUUUAGGGCGUUCAUUUGAUAACCAGUUAACAGACAGUAGUCUUAUAUGCAAUGCAAAAAACAAUUGACCGCAAAAUCUCAACCAUUUCUGAAAUUUCUUACGAUAAGAAACCUUGCCGAUUACAAGCCCCAUCGAAAAAAACCUAAUAAUUUUUUUAAAAAAAAAUUUUCCAAGGGUCCAUCAUUUAUAGAAUAACCAUAUUAAUGAUAGUCUUAAAAUGACGUUAAUGCAAUAAAAGGCAAUUGCGGCUAAUUGCAAUUUUCUUA
This is a messenger RNA of Orbicella faveolata, 1937 nucleotides long. RefSeq names its product GDP-D-glucose phosphorylase 1-like. Lineage: Eukaryota; Metazoa; Cnidaria; Anthozoa; Scleractinia; Merulinidae. Gene Ontology annotation, molecular function: GDP-D-glucose phosphorylase activity. Gene Ontology annotation, cellular component: cytoplasm. Gene Ontology annotation, biological process: glucose metabolic process. The record is from RefSeq and is a predicted model, not a curated record.